Molecule: messenger RNA, 5200 nt
Organism: Calypte anna (Anna's hummingbird)
Lineage: Eukaryota; Metazoa; Chordata; Aves; Apodiformes; Trochilidae
Gene: EIF1B
Product: eukaryotic translation initiation factor 1B
Exons: 5
Coding region: 208-549 (113 amino acids)
Biological process (GO): translational initiation
Cellular component (GO): eukaryotic 43S preinitiation complex
Molecular function (GO): RNA binding; ribosomal small subunit binding; translation initiation factor activity
Source: RefSeq, a predicted model, not a curated record
GAGGGAAAAGGGUGGGUGCUGCCUGUUAUCGAUUCGUUCCCCGCCCUCUGCUUUUGUUACCCCUCCCCUCGCUUCCUCCCCUCCCUCCCCACUCCCUCCCCUCCCCGCUCCCCGCCCCCGCCGGCACUGCGGAGCCGGAGACGUGACCCGAGCGGACCCAGCCGCGGCCUUUUUCCCCGCUGCUCUAGCCUCUCGCCGCCGAGUCGCAUGUCAUCUAUCCAGAACCUCCAAUCCUUCGACCCCUUUGCUGAUGCAACAAAGGGUGACGACUUACUCCCAGCAGGGACUGAGGAUUACAUCCACAUAAGGAUCCAGCAACGAAACGGAAGAAAGACGCUGACAACCGUUCAAGGAAUUGCAGAUGACUAUGACAAGAAGAAACUUGUGAAAGCUUUCAAAAAGAAAUUUGCUUGUAAUGGUACUGUCAUUGAACAUCCUGAAUACGGUGAAGUUAUCCAGCUUCAAGGUGACCAGAGGAAGAACAUUUGCCAAUUCCUCUUAGAGAUUGGCAUUGUCAAGGAAGAACAACUGAAAGUUCAUGGUUUCUAAAAUCCCUGUGCUCUCAUGAAGAAUCCUGCAGUAUUUGGUCUUACCUUGCCAGUCUCUUCUGUGAAAAAUGAAUCUUUGCAUUGAAUGGACUUCCCUUUUACCUGAACGUUUAAAAUUUGAUUCACAUAUGUGUGACUGUGUGAAAUAUGUGGUGUGUAGACUAGAAACACAUAGGAAAACUUCAGUAAGGUGGUAAUGAAGACACUUGUAAACUUAAAACACAUUUCCAAUGGAAAUGUUUUAGUGAUGAUUGUUCAGUUUACUACUUUCCACCAGACUUAAAAGUGUGGGUAUUGAAAUAUAUGUAUUGAAAUAGUGUGUGUUGUUGCUUAGAAAUAAAAGUUCAUUCAUAUUUUCUGGGAUAUAUGAAAUGCUUUAGCUUAAAUUUUAAACUAGCACAGCAGCCUUACUAAAAAAAUUGCUAAAAUGUUUUGUGGCAAGUGUAGCUCAGUGCUCAUUGAAUAAACUGCAAAAUCUACAUGAUGAUUAAUCAGUAGAUGAGCUAAUCAAUCAGUACAUUAGCUUCAUGUGACCUGUAGCUGUAAGACUAGAGCUUUAAAGUGUUCUGUGUUGGUGUAUCUUAGUAGCAGCAUGAUAAGACAAAUUGUUUGCUGAGCAAGUAACUGGAUCUUUUAAAAUUUACUGCAGUGAAUAUGAAGUAUUAGUGUUAAGCAUAGUAGGACUAAAAUAAGCUGAAGUCCUUAAAGCUGCUGAUACCGAGAACAUGUUAAACAUCUGACUGUUGCAUAGUACUCCCAAGUAAUCUGAAGGAAGCAUGUGGGAUUUUUUUCUGUCUUCCGUGUCUGAGUGAAGGUGAAAGAUACUGAGUUGGCUUCUGCCAUGACUCUGCAUUUAAUGUUGGCGAGCAGAGUGCUUUAGUUAGCUGCUGGUGUUCGCUGUGGAAGUAAGGAAAGGCAAAGGCUCUAUGCUAACCUGUUUUUUCUGGUGUGAAAAGUUUUGCUGUGAUUAACAGUUAAUAUGGAGGGGUUUGUAGUGGAGUUUGGGUGUUGCUACAGAAAGCUGAUUUAGUCUGCUUUCCAAGCAGGCAAUUAAUUUCACUCUGAUCUGAAGUUAAAUAGGUUUCUUCCACCAUGCUUUUUUAUCUAGUUUUAGUUACCUGUAGGCCUUGGGUAUUCUGCUUUUAAGGUUUAUCUCUUUACAGAAUGAAAUUACUUCAAGGAACAUGCAGAUCCUGUCUUCCUUGGGAGAUAGAAGUGGAAACUUUCUCUGAAGCAAUUCAAAACUUGCAGAACUGGGAAACCAUAAGAACAAUGGGAAAAGUUUUAAGAAAACUUCUUGUAAUAUGUAUUCUCUGGAAAGGAAGAAAGAGACAUUUGUUGCUAAGUUUUAUUAAUAAAGCUUAUUAAUAAAAAAAGAACUGAUGGCUACCUAUGUAAACAUGAAGAGUAGGCAAAACUAUAUUACUGACACCUGUGCUGCCUUUAUUUCCUGAUCCAAGAUUCCUGAAUUCAGAUAUUACGGGACUAAAAAUAAUUAGGGGAGCAUUCUUUGUCUGCUCUAGGCAAUUCCACCUGUAAGAAACCAACAUCCAGUCUCCAUCUCCACAAGUUCUGCCUUGUGUUACGAAUCUUAACUGUUCUAGAAAAUGAUACUCCAACAGAUUGCAUACUUCUAAGGUAAAAUGUGUUCAGGAGGACGGAAAGGCUGCUGCAAAACACAAAAUACCAGUAUGCAGAGUGAAAGUCUUGAAUCUUAUGCAAAUCUUGCACAUUAAAAGAAUAAAAUCAUUGUACUGCAAGUUCAUCUGGUCCUGAUAAAUAGAUGCUGGGGAUAGGCAGCAUUUAGUGAUAUUUUUUUUUUUUUAUCAAAUGGCAGAAAAACUGACAUCCUCAUUUAAACCUUGUUCUCCUGCCCAACUAUCUAUUGGGGAAAAACAAGUACUAUCUAUUUUGCUUGUAUUUCACGACUAUUUCUAGUGGGUUUUUGAAGUGAAGAUUAAGAAAUUAUUAGCAAGUCUCGUGCUACUGAGUCAGUCUUCAUUUCAGAUUGCAUUCCAUUAACUUCUACUAUAUAAGUAUGAGUCAUUUCUCCAUAGUCAUUCAAUUUGGAAGAAAGAAGAAAAUAAAUUGUUUUAUUCCUCCUCAUUUAAAAGUCCCUUUCUGGUAGGAGGAACCUUGCAAUUGGUAGGGGUCUUACUUUUUAUGCUCUAUUGGAGCUGCCUGUGUUUUGACCUUCAAAGAGCAAAGUUAAGAGGGAAUAAGAAGUAACACAUUUGAAGUAUAAAUAAAUGAGACUUGUUGUGGCAACAAGCAAUUUAAUCUUUCUGGAAGGAAGGCAGAAAUUUUUUGUCCUUGAAAUGUUUUAAACUAUAGCAGUAUGAUUGGAACUGGCUUUGUUAGAAGCUGAGCCUUUUUGCAUGUUUUAGAGGAAAGGCUUCAAUUUAAUGUUUUAUCAUUUUAUGCUGAAAAACUUUGGGAAAGAGCUGUUUAAAUCAUUGCUAUAAAGACAUUUUCCCAGCAAAGGCAGGUUUCAGUCUUUCCAUGUUUCAAAACAUUUUCCAUGUUUUUCCAUGUUUAUCAUUAAAAAAUGAUAAAGGAUGUGGCCCGUAACUGUGGAGGCAGUGAAAGGGAGCUAAUCAUAGAAAACACUUUAAAACCCACUAGUAGGACUUGGGACUGGCAAGCUGUGAAGAGUGGUGGCUUUUUAAUGUUGGAAUAUUGUGAAAUCUGUGUCUUUUGAGAUCUUCAAGACUGCCUUCUCAGCUAUACCUAGGCUAUCCCACAAGCUGCUGGUGUAGGAACUGUUUCAAAUUCACAGUCUCACUCUGCAGAGUUACAUUAGGCUGUUGUGGCUGAUUAUUUUAGCUGAUACAUUAAAUGAAUAAAUAAAUUUAUUGUUUGGUAAGAGCCUACAUCUGCUUAAUGCAUUUAUGAACAAUGAAACCAGUGAAACUAGCACCUCCCAAAUGGUGGUAGAGGUUCUUAUUUGCAGAAGAUGAGAUAGCAAUAUAAGUCUGUAAUCUGUCUACUUCCUCUUGUGUGACUUCUCACACCUUCAACCUUCACCUGUGGUCAGCUCAACCUGAUUGUGUUGUUUCAGUGAAGAGCACACCUGUGGGCAGAUAAAAAUACCUCAAGUGGAAGAACCUUUGAAAAGAGUAGUGCCUAGGUUGUGUGUGCAUACUAUUCAUUGGGUCAGUGGCUUUGCAUGAACCUUGCUUCCUUCUCUAUGUUCUUGCAAAAAAAAAAAUACAAGCAUUUUUUUCUGGAGUGCCUUUUUGGAAAGAGAAGGGAAAAAACAAACAAACAAACAAACAAAAAAUAAAACCAGGACCCACAUGUACACUCAGAUUAACUGCAAGACCUCUGUAAGACCUUUCUUUUUUCUGUUACUCUUAUCAUUAAAAAUCCUGAUUAAACUUGAGAGUUUGGCAUUUAAGGUUCUAAGUAUAACUAAAGGCAUUAUAAAAUUUUAAAUUGUGAGAAGUUGUUGAAGCUUAAAUUUUAAAUAUUUGAAAAAUAAUGAAGCAGAGCUCUAUAUUUUGUCCUGUUCUGCCAUCCUGCCUAUAACUAGUAUGCAGUUGCUCUAGAGAUGCAUGCAGAUGAAUGUACCUUGAGUUUCAGUCAGUAAUUAUCUUUCACUUAAUCCUUUUGGAAUGCUCUAGCAUACAUGAUCCAUGUAUUACACCCUUGCAUAGAGUGCUCACUAGUUCCUUUUGGUAAGCUGGUUAAAGAAUGGGGGAGUCCUUUUUAUGAAUUGCUUUGGGACCCAGUAAGAGUUACUGUAAGUUUUGGUGUGUUCAGUGUUGAUUGCUGUCACUGAGUGUGCCUCUAGUGUGCUGCUGACACUGGGAAAUGGAAGGGGUCUUAGUUGUGUAUUUAAAUAUAAAGAACUGCCUUCCUCCUAAGACUCUUCAUACACCUAUACUUACAUCCCAACAUUUAAUUGGGAAUGCAUCCCACGGGUGCAGUAGGAUGAAAAUUGCUUUCCAGUAAAUGCUUGAGAUGCAUAAGAGGAAGAUGACAUAGUUGAUUCAUGUUUACUGUACUGAUGUUUCAUGCCUACUGUUUCCUGUUUACCUUAAAACAAAAAUCUCCAAAGAGGAUUUGUGCUUGGCAUGCCUUUUUAAUGUUUGCUACGUGCCUGUGAUUGAUCUCUACGAACAAAUCUUAACAUGUAUUGAAGUAUUGCUAGAAAGUGGAAACAGCAAAUUCUUUUAAAGUAAAAAUGUAACAAUGUUAUUUUAUGUAUGUUUUCUAAAAUACUGAGUUUUUUGCUCUUAAGUAGGGUUUGUUUUUUUUUUUUGGAAGAUAGAGUUAGUGUAAUUCAAUAGUGAUGUAUGUGAUCCUCUCGUAGUCAGCUUUGACUUCUUCUAGAAAUAAUAUAUUUCCACUUUCUACCAUAUUCUGUACUAACCAACUGUAAAAUACUGUGACUUGUACUGAGAUAGCAGAGCUUUCAACCAAGAUGAUAGUAUUGACUUGAGGUCUAAAACUUUGGGUAGAAGAGAUCAUCUGAUUUCUUGAAUAAAAUGCCCAGUGUUUUAAGAUCAAGCCAGUAACAUGUUUAAGUUUGGUCUUGGCUAUUUUAGAAUGCUUGCUCUGUGAAAGGUGACAGCACAUCCCUGCAAGUAAUUUGGGGUCUGAUUAAAAGUACUUGUGUCUUUAAUAAAUGUGUUUUUCCAUUUUAA